GACAGCGCCGCCUCUGCAGCUCCAGCGGCCGUCCGGAACGCAGAAGACACACAGACAGGCAGAGGGAGGCAGCAGAGGCGAGCAUGUCGUGGGUGCCGCCGGAUUUGGCGUCGCUGUGCCGGCCGCACACGACCGUCUCCACGUGCCUGCCGCCGGCCUACAUGUUCCUGGCCGCCGUCGCCUACAUGCUGGGCCGCAGCAGGGACGACCCGGCGCAGCACGGCCACACCCUGGCGCCGCCCUACUUCACGCAGUUCGCCGGGGGCGGCGGGGGCGGCAAGCAGCCCGAGGAGCGCUUCGACUUCAUCGUGGUGGGCGCCGGGUCGGCCGGCUGCGUGCUCGCCAACAGGCUCAGCGAGGUCAAGGAGUGGCGGGUGCUGCUGCUGGAGGCGGGCGUGGAGGAGCCGGAGGUGGCGGAGGUGCCGGCGAUGGCGCCGCUGCUGCAGAACAGCAACCUGGACUGGCGCUACCGCACGCAGCCGGACGGGCGGGCGUGCAAGGCGCGCCGCGGCCGCUCCUGCGGCUGGGCGCGCGGCAAGGUCAUGGGCGGCUCCUCCGCCAUCAACUACAUGAUCUACGCGCGCGGACACCCCAGGGACUACGACGAGUGGGAGCAGAAGGGCAACGACGGCUGGGGCUACCAGAGCGUGCUGCCGUACUUCAAGAAGUCCGAGGACAACGAGGACGAGGAGAUCGUGAAGAAGAGCCCGGGCUUCCACGGGCGCGGCGGCUACCAGACGGUGGAGUGGUUCCCGUACCAGGACGAGAACGUGGCGCCGCUGAUCGAGGCGUGGCGCGAGCUGGGCUUCCCCGUCACCGACGUGAACGGCGCGCGCCAGCUGGGCGUGGCGCUGCUGCAGACGACGUCGCGCCACGGCCGCCGCCUCAGCGCCAACGCCGCCUACGUGCGGCCGGUGCGCGCGCGCCGCCCCAACCUCACCGUGCUGACGCAGGCGCACGUCACCCGCCUGCUGCUCGACCCCGCCACCAAGCGCGCGCUCGGCGUCGAGUUCCUCCUGCAGGGCGCCCACGCGCUCUCCACCGUACUCGCCGACAAGGAGGUGAUCCUGUCGGCUGGCGCCAUCAACUCGCCGAAGAUCCUGAUGUUGUCGGGCGUGGGCCCCAAGGAGCACCUGUCUGCGCUCGGCAUCCCCGUGGUGUCCGACCUGCCGGUGGGGCGCAACCUGCAGGACCACGUGACCACGGACGGGCUGGUGCUCGUCGUGCCCCGCACCAACACCUCGGCCUCGGGCAACAAGCGGCGCGUCGCCGACAUACGCAGGCACCGCCAGCACGGCGACGGGCCGCUCGCCUCCACCGGGCCCCUCCAGGUGGGGGUGUUCGCGCAGUCGCAGUUCGAGGAGGAACACGACCGGCCGGACCUGCAGUACUCGUUCGACGCGGCCAACGUGGCGGACCUGCUGCGCGACCCGGCCGAGGCGGUCGAGACGAACGUGGAGCCGCUGGCCUACUACGACGGCGUGACGGUGCGGCCCAUCCUGCUGGCGCCGCGCUCCCGGGGCGCCGUGCUGCUCAACCAGUCGGACCCCGUGUGGGGCGCGCCGGAGAUCCACUCCGGCUACUUCAGCGAGUCGCCAGACCUCGAGAUCCUGGUGGCCGGCAUGCAGCUGGGGUCGCGGAUGGCCCAGACGAAGGCGAUGCAGCACAUCGGGGCGUACGUGCUGGGCAACCCGAUGCCCGCGUGCGCGGACCGCGCCUUCGGCUCGGACCAGUACUGGCGGUGCGUCAUCCGCCACUACACGGCCACCAUCUUCCACCCGGUGGGCACGUGCGCCAUGGGCCCCCACUGGGACCGCAACGCCGUCGUGGACCCGCGCCUGCGCGUCUACGGCGUCCACCGGCUGCGCGUCGUCGACGCCUCCGUCAUGCCGGCCAUCGUGCGCGGCAACACCAACGCGCCCGUCAUCAUGAUCGCCGAGAAGGCCGCCGACAUGGUCAAGCACGACUGGCUGUCCUAGGCCCUGUGGCCCUGCAGGGCGCCCGCACUCCGCCCUUCGUCUCGCAGACGACAUCAUUCCGGGUGGCGGUCGCCUCUGGCACACGUCAUUUACAACGAAUGAACGUUAUCCCGUCCGAACUCCUUGUGAUAUUCACUCGUACAGGACACAUAUAAACUCUACAGAUAAACAUUCCAUCGUUUUUUCAAGGAUGUUUGCGAGGGGUCUGAUAUAAGGGACAGUGCUCCACAAAGUUGUGUUACCAACGAUUGUGGCGUAGUUGUGCCUGACAUCUGAUGUCUUCGGAACCACUCAACAAGGAUCUUUAUCGUAAGCAUUACUUUCGUCAUCCAGUGUCCAGAGACCCCAUAAUCUUCUAGCCAUCCGAACAAGAUGCAUCUCCCUCCGUUUGUCUAGAACCUACUCCUUCCAGUCUGCUGAUACAAUCAACCUGGUUAGGUAGCUUCCCAGUUCGCUCUGUCUAUGGUGUCGGUCUGCCAAGGGAAAGAAUCUUCUGUGGUUUAAUCCUUCACUAUCACCAUACGAAAAUAUCUACUUCCCGUUCAAGGUUUUUGAAAUACUAUGUUUGUUGAUCCUCUCUCCUCCAUCUUUAAGGCUCGAAGGACUGCUUCCAAAAUAUUUUUGGUACAGGUGGUGCUCUACAGACCGAAUAAAUUCGAUUAACAUUGAUUUCCUCCCAUAUUCACGUUUCACUCUUCUGCUUUACAAUGUUUCCCACACUAGAUUCCAUUCCACUCGCUAUGGACGGCACUUUUUAAAAUGCCUGAAAGUAGCACAUAUCGUUUUUAUACGAGGUGCUUUGCAGCUUGGGCAAUAUCUUUCCAAAUGGCAACUUUCAUAUUAUCCGACAUUCUAACUGCUCAUUACGUUUUGUCUACCCCGAUACCAUAUACUGGAAUACAAAAUCAGAAAUUCAAAAACUAAUAACGUGAGUAAUGCAACAACUUAUAUGGAGACAUGUAGCCUUUUGUUAGCCUUUCCUGCAUUACCUGUUUUUCCUAUAAGCAGAUGAUUCUUUAAAGUAGCUGUUCAAAAUUCCAACUGCUGUGUUAACGACACAUUGAACAGUGAGCCACGGACAGCCUAGCAUCCUACGAGAAUGCGGUGACAUUACUAGAGAUCACGUCCGUCUGGGUGUCAAAUGGCGUUUCGCACCCUGACACCUUCGCAUGACACCAAGAAAGAAGAAAGAUCACCGCCGUCACACGUGACGACUUUCGUGGCAGUGAAAUACAACACGAAACCAAGCCACUGUCGCCCACACUGUAUAUCACCGUAGCUCCUAACUUCUUCAAUCCGUGUGAAAUAAAAAGCAAAUUAUUUAAGCAAAAAUCGGAAAAAAUCUCUCUAGUAAAUGUAGAAAACUUCCAUGGAAUGUAUUUCAGACGUCUUUGCGGAGACCGUCGCAAAAUUCAGUAACUAGGUAAUGAGCUAUUCCUUAUAUCACUCUACCCAGCAAACACCCUCGAAACGACCACAGCAUGGCUGUGGAUAGAAAUUGUAUACGACCUGUAUAAUAUAAUUAUUUUUAAUAAUUUUGCUUCCGAUAAUUGUCCUGAAUAAUUCUUAAAAAAUAUGAACAAACAUACGUUUGACGUGCCCACAGAUUUUCUGUCAUCUAACUACGGUUCCAGAAACUAGUCGUUCCACGGGGUGGAACGAAUGCUGUGCUAACUUGCCUUUUAAGUGUCACGAAUACGUGUGGUACGUGCAUUACACGCUCGCAACGCAGCCUGCGUAAACACAUAUUUCUCCUUCUACACGGGAACUAAUGUCUCGGUUUCUUCACUUUACAAUAGAAGUAACUGUGUUUCUCAGUAGCUGAAUCUAUAAAAUGUGUAUCAGCUCUCAGCUUUUGAGUCAAUAUAUCCAAAUUACAGAAAUACAUUUUUAGACUUCCGUUUAACUUUUCCGUACGUAAAAGGAAAUAAUUUCUGUCGUCGCUGAAAUACGCCGCCUGAAAAUUUUCUACACUUCAUCGUACGACUAACCACUCAUUUUCUUCCCGUGCUGUUACAGAAAUGAAAUAUUUUGUCAUACGCCACGUUCUCUUUGCCUUGUGUACUGUGUGUUACACUUUAUCUAGGCUUAUAAAAUCGUACAACCAUUUACCAAUUUGUGAAAUUCUUUCGCCGGAUAUAGGCUUCAUAAAGGUUCGGAAAUUACGAAAUACGUAAUAACAAGGUUAAUUCAUCCCACAGGUUUCUUCCUUCACACGGCUUGCAGUACUACGUCCGUUAGCCUACGACAGACACUCUCAUAGUGAAUUCAGGAACCACAACGAAAUCUUUAUCUCUGGUAAGCGACACAGCUAACAAUAGAUGAAGGUUUCACCACGAAACUAACGAGCUGACUACAAGAAAAUGUUACUUCCACCUGAAUUUUACAACCAUCUGUUCCCUUAACUUAUUUUGCUACCUUUGUGUCAGUCCUACAGAAACAAUGAAGAGAUGAUACGAAGGUGAACCUCUGGUCAACCGUGUCCUCGCACCAAAUGCUCUUUUGCACAAAAUCAUAAGCAUGCAACGAAAGAGCUGUGCGAAAGUGGUAACAUACAAUAUUCUUUAUUUCCUGUUUGUAAACACACUUUACGACGUAAAAAUUAUGGCAGUGAGUAUUUUACUCAUGAUACCAGCUUCCUCAGAAGGUAAUUUCAUUUGUGUGUACAUUUAUGCAGUACUCUGCCCGUGAACUUAGCUACAGUUUUGUGUCCUAUAAUGCAUCUUAUGUCUGCAUAUAUUCCACGUUCCGGGAGAAAAAUUUUUAGAUCCUGUCAAGAUAAUCCUCAAAUAUUCGAGUCACAUGCGUCAGUGGUGAUUUCUAAAUAGUACUCAAAUGAAGAGCUUUGUAGAGGAUAUGUAUUAGAAUCCCAAGACACAACUGUUUACGAUAUUCAUGAGAUUUCAGUUACCAAUUUCCCACACGAUAGUAUAAGGAUGGCGCUGUGUGUAUAUUUAAUUUAUCCCCAUGUUUAGCAUGCAAGUGCCACAGGAGCCUCCCCACCUAAAUUUUCCUGGCGCUGACAGGAAACGGACGAAGAUGAAAUAGAAUUCAAAUUGUUCUUGUGUAAGAGUAAGUUGUGGUUAAGUAUAUCUUGUUACACACAGUGAGCUGCACUUCGACUCAAUGUCUUUGCCAAGCCGGUAUUCUGAAAUACAGCCCACCACAGUGGCAUAUCAUUCAGGGGAUAAAACAAUUUAUCCACGCCAUUGUCGAUCAAAAAGAACGCUUCUUAUACGCUAAAGCAGCAACAGUGUUGUCGUGUUAUCGACAUGGAUAUGCAUAGUCUGUUUGUUUGUUUACCUGUUGUAUCAGAUGCCACUGAUGAUGGGGUGUGUCUCCAAGUAUAAGUCUUGGAAAUAAAUGCCACUUAACUGCAGCAUGUGGUGUACAACAAGAUAUCCUUUAUCAAAGACACAUAAGCUGUGGAGCACCCAGCACACAAGAUUUUUCACAAUGACCUGUGUAAAAAGUUAAACAAUAACGCCCCUGGAAAAUUAUAUACGUUCUUGUACACAUCGCUUUUAUGACAACGUUUUACAAAAUUUAUUUCCUGUAUCGUACCUGUUUCUUUGGAAUAAUUACGCGCAGUUUCACAAUCCCUCCAGUUACGUGCUACCUGCUUAGCGUCACGUAUUUUGAUGAAGUUAACAUUCCUUUAUUAAAUAACGUAUAUGAAUUUCUGGAUGCUGUAAUUGCACUGCAAAGGCCCAUACUAAUCGAAAAAGAGACAUUUCGGAACUGUUGCAUUUUUUUCCAUGCUGUUUCAGUAUUAUUUUGCAACACCAUGCCGAUUGCAUAUUUAACUGCGUCAAUUCUCUUCAGGAAUAAUCACAAGCAGCCAUUCACAGAUUUCUUCUGAGUUAACAGCCCAACCUUUCACGCGAGAAUCCGAGGAUCCAGUAACUGUACUUUCUAACUUAGCUGAUUCGGGCACGAGUUCUGAUAUACACAACAAGAACAACGGCAUUCAAUGACGGUUGUUGAUAAACCUCGCCAUAGGAGGUACCGUAACUGUUCCUACACGUCACACAAACGCACUCUACUUCAGUGACGAUUUUGUUUUUAAUUCUUGUUAACAAUGGUUGUUUUUACGUUUUGCUUGAUCUGUUGAUCACUAAGUAAAAAUGUAAUCUGUAAGUUUAACGCUCAGGAACGUAUAAAAUAUAGAAUAAAGUAAUGGUCGCAAGGAGAAGACUCUUAACUGAUUGACUUCGUCAACUCGCAUUUGUUCCCUAGUUCACGAGGCAGUCGAUAGCUGGCCUCAUCUCGGUGGGUAGUCCAGUUU
Schistocerca nitens (vagrant locust) is the source of this 6267-nucleotide messenger RNA. Its product is annotated as glucose dehydrogenase [FAD, quinone]-like. The coding region runs from base 84 to 1979 and encodes 631 amino acids. The record is from RefSeq and is a predicted model, not a curated record. Gene Ontology annotation, molecular function: oxidoreductase activity, acting on CH-OH group of donors; flavin adenine dinucleotide binding. NCBI's taxonomy places the organism in Eukaryota, Metazoa, Arthropoda, Insecta, Orthoptera, Acrididae. The transcript is spliced from 7 exons.